ACAGCUUUUUGCUGUCAGUUGGGGACGUCAAAAUAAGUCCGUCGUCUGGCAAGUGGGAGAAAAAACGCAAUUUUUUAUUUGAAAAUAAAAGGGUGGUUUUGUAUAGUAUGGCCAAAGAGAAUAGUGGCAAAAACCCAGAUGAACUCCUGUCUGUCCUAGGAAAUAGUGAUGGUGUUGUUAAUGGCACGGCAGAAGAGGAAAAUACCGAAAAUCCAAGUGGUGACAACAAUGGUGUAUCAGCUGAGGUGCCCAGAAAAGAGGAGAAUCCCUUCUCUUUCAAGCAUUUUCUCAAUCGCGACAGUGGAAUCUCAAGUUCAACGAACCGAGCUCCUGGAGGGUCCAAUUCCUUCAAUACCGGUGCACGUCCCAAGGUUCUUCAGUCCAAUAGCACCAAUGAAAUACCCAAAAUGAAGCGAUCUCCCAGAUUUCCAUCCUUUGACUCACAAGCCAGUCUCACAGAAUACACAGACGAUCUGAGAAGCUCAAUCGGCACAACAUCCUCGAAUUUCGGCAAGAGAUCUUAUUCCAACUAUGACAUCGAGAGCCCCAAUUCGCCACGUCCGGAGCGUCGAGGCAAAAGUCCCAUUGUGCCAGCGAGUGUGCCCUCGAGCCGGAGCACCACAUCAAAUGUGGGCGGGCAUCGUUUGGGUAAUUCUGAAUUCUCAGCAGCUCUGCCGGACUUUGUGCAGGAUCACCUCAUCAUUGAGCAACUGUACAAUAAUUCUGCCCUUGGUGGCAAUGGAUCUCCCAAUACAUCACCCCUUUCCGUGGAUUUCGAUAUAAUUCCCGGAUUUGCAGUCAAUGAAGCGGAAUCUCGGCCAGUGGCAGAUUCAAUGGCCUCGGACAUGCCCUUUGACCUCAUGUUCACAUCAGCUCCACGUAGCCGAAGUCCGCUACAUCGCAACAGUCCUACAAUUCCACUGGAUCUGCCUGUGUCCAGUGCAUCUAGCAUCCCGCUGGAUCUAACGGGCAGUCGCUUUGGUCACAAUUCACCACCUCCGGACAUCUCUCUGGAUCUGACUGAACGUCAUGACUUCAGCAGCGUGAACCAACCGCCCGCCGACAUGAUUCAGACGCUGCCGGACUUUCUUUCCGACGGACCUAUUCACAGUGGCCGGUUAGCUGAUGUUGCCAGUGAUCUGCCCCAUUUGGACUCCCCGGAAGAAAGCGCCGCCACGACAAUUGCACGCCUAAGGCUGGAGAAUGAACGACUGCGCCAUGAACUGGAUGAGAACAGGAGACGUCUCUCUGAUAAGACGCGUCACAGUGCCGAACUGGAAAGGACGCUGGAAAGCAUGAGGCAUACGGAAACACAGUACAGUGCUACGCUGGCCGAGAGUAUGGAACAGGUGGAAGAGAAUCUGGACAGAAGCAAUAAGAGAGCAGCAGCAGCACAGUCCUUAGCUAAUAAGCUAAAGCAGCAAGUGAAACAAUUAACGGCCGAAGUUGAGGCACUUAGGCGUGAAAAUGAGACACUGAAGGAAGAAGGAGCAGUAGGAGGAAGUAGCAGUAGUGGAUCAGCUCCAAAUGUUCGCUCCUACAGCAGAAUGUCUAGAUCACAGCAAUUGUCCCGAGAACUCAUGCAGGCAGCUCUGAAUGCUGAAAAUAAUCUCCGGCAACUUCUGACUGGUGUGGACAAUUUGCGUAUCAUGGCGGCAAAUAUUCAAAAUAUGGACCGAAUCUGUGAUCCCACGGAUGAAUUUCUCUCCGAUUGUGAUGAUGAGGAUUUCACUGGUCCGGCCCUCUAGUGAGGCAAUUAUUUUAAGUCCUUGACGUCUUUCUUUUUUGUUGAGCAAAAUUUUUUUUGUUAGCUUUCUCCUUUUCCCACACGAUUUCUUCUUCCAAGAUCAUUAUGUAUCUCAUGCUCGUUUUUUAGCGUGAUUUUUACUUUCUGUUUUCUCUAGAAGAGGAACAAAAAAAUUGUCUAUAUGGUUCGGUUUUAUUGCUAUCCAUCAGCAGUAAUACGGAGAUAUUUAAAAAAAAAAACCAUCACACAAAAUAUUUGGUCGAUGCUAUUGCGAGAAAAUAUAGGGAAAUUCUUGUCUGUCAUUUCUUCCAACCACAGUGGUUGAGGCAAAAAAUAUUGGAUGAAUAUGUGAGAAUGAAAAUACAAUUAUCAUAAAGAAAGGA
Messenger RNA from Phlebotomus papatasi, 2130 nucleotides. RefSeq lists its product as uncharacterized. The coding region runs from base 108 to 1748 and encodes 546 amino acids. Gene Ontology annotation, biological process: regulation of cytokinesis; positive regulation of protein localization to cilium; positive regulation of cilium assembly. Gene Ontology annotation, cellular component: early endosome; centrosome; midbody. Lineage: Eukaryota; Metazoa; Arthropoda; Insecta; Diptera; Psychodidae. The transcript has 6 exons. The record is from RefSeq and is a predicted model, not a curated record.